AUGUCACCUGCCGAUCCUUUCUUUCAGCCUUUCCGUUUCAUAGCCACGGAUGUUGUGGACGUUCCUUCGGGUCCCGCUUUUCUUCGUCAACUCGGUUCGUAUCCUGGCACUCGUGUGCCUUCGAGGGUAGUCUGUGCUGCCGGUGGCGUUAUGCUCUUCAUGAUGGUUGUAACAUGUUGGCUGGUGUGGGUUCUACGAAACAAGGAUGCCAAAACGCCGACUAUAUGCGACGCGCUGGGCGCGUCGAUAAUAUUUGAACGAGCUUUCCGCGCAGCGAUUUCAUGGACAGCGAUUACAAGUAUCGCCUCACCCGAGGCAGAGAAAGCAACGGCGUCAAAAUCCGAAAAAACCCUCUCGCAGACAACGUUGAACGAUAAUGAUUGUAUAGCGCCUCCACACCCAGUGAAGUUCGAUAUACCGUGGCCUCAGUUUCCUCUUGCCGAAACAUUUGGCGAAGAUAUCGUGAUCACUUCAACACCACAAGCGAAACUGCACUCUGCGCGUGGUGGCUGUGAUGUUCAUGUUCGUUGCGUUCGACCCAAGUGGAGUGCUCGGCUCGAAAGUUGCACGACGGACUCGGUCUCUGCUAGCCUGCUGUCACAAGAUAAGACGGCCGCCUCUCAUUAG
Messenger RNA from Laetiporus sulphureus 93-53, 627 nucleotides. RefSeq lists its product as uncharacterized. The record is from RefSeq and is a predicted model, not a curated record. Lineage: Eukaryota; Fungi; Basidiomycota; Agaricomycetes; Polyporales; Laetiporaceae. The coding region runs from base 1 to 627 and encodes 208 amino acids. The transcript is spliced from 2 exons.